Marmota flaviventris (yellow-bellied marmot) is the source of this 22661-nucleotide messenger RNA. Lineage: Eukaryota; Metazoa; Chordata; Mammalia; Rodentia; Sciuridae. The record is from RefSeq and is a predicted model, not a curated record.
AUGUCAAAGCCAUAUUAUUAUUUUAAAAAUGAAGUGAAGGGUACAUUGGAAGAUAAUACAGUUUUUACAUUAAUGGACCUUCUAGAGUCCCGGAUUUUUCAAAAUGACUGGACAACAAUCUUCUUUAUAAUUUUCCUAGGCAUUAUUUUUGAAAUAAUACUCAUAAAAAUUUGUGCGUUCUUUAAGAAGACGGUGCUUCCAGAAAUAGAUAGUUCAGUUUCCUGGGAGAGUGAAGAUAGUAGUUGCCUGAAAAGGAAGAAAUUUGCUCUAGGGAAUCAGUCCAUCAUUCCACCAUCUUCUGAAGAAGGAGUUGAUGUCUUUUCAGAAAGAAUUACUUCAACCCUUACAUCUGAAGAAAAUGAAGGUAACUUUGGAGACAAAAUUUUAUCAGAGGAGGAAAUAAUAUGGGCAGGUAUCAAUGAAAGUAAAUAUCAAGUAAGUCACUUUUGUGAAAGUCACAUGCCAUCUUCAGUUGGGACCAGCUCACCUUUGUCAUUCUUUUGUUCAGAAGUAAAGGAAAUUUUUCUUAGUGAUAGAGAGCAUCCAGAAAAUGAAUAUGAAGCAAUACAAUUUUCCUCAAAGAAAUUGUUUUCAGUAAUGAAAACCAACAAAAAUAAAAACGCAAGGUUUUCUUCUGAUUAUAGGCUUUCAAAAACUUGUAUAUUCACUGUAGAAAAUGAAGAUCUCAAUACGGCACCAUGCCCUCCUGCCCUUUUAUUUCUUUCUAGAGACCAAGUUAAACUUUUGGAAGAAAAUGUGAGAAAUCAAAUUCCUUUGAAACAGAGAGCAUUAGAAAUUAUAAGUAAUUAUCUGUAUUCCCGACCUCAAGAGUCAUUGAUUCAGGAUCAACAUUCUGUUGAGAUUGUUAUUUCUACCCAAGCACAAGAUUUUUUUCCAGAACAAAAUGCUAUGCAGAAUCAAGAGUUUUAUGAGACACAAUUUAUUAAUCAAGCCCAACAAUUUGUUCCCAACCAAGAAUCAGUCAACAGCCAGUCUGAUAUCAGGGCUAGCUAUUUUGCUCAGGCUCAAGAUUUGAUGAAGAAACCGUUUUACAGCAGCACACAAGACUUCUUCCAGGCCCAAGAUACAGAUAGGAGCCUAUAUUAUACCGAAGCUCCAUAUUGUGUUGAGGCACAAGAUUCAAUCAAGGGCCUAGAAUUUGAUGAAUACUUAGAUGACGCCCAAUAUUCUGUUUGGUUUGAAGAUUCCAACAAGAUUAAAAAUUCAAUCAACGUGCAAGAAAGUGUUUGUAAGAAUGCUGAAUUUCUAGUUUUAACUUUUAGUCCACAGUCAAUUGCUGAAGAUAUGUCACAACUACAGAUGGCAAAGCCAAAAGACCAGCAACAAGUUGCUUUAUUAGAAAUAAACCAGUAUUCUAUAUGUAGCCCAAUGCUCCUUCCACCUACUGUUGAAGGGCAGAAAAACAGAAGAAAAGCACCAAAUCGUAAAAGCAAACUCAGUCUUAAAGUUCCAUCUCUAAAAGCAAAGAAAACUCCUUUGCACGAAUCAAAACUCAUAAUAUGUCACACUUCAAAAAACAGGAAUGAGUUAGAAUGUGAGAGUAACACUGUCAAGAAAGAAUUACAGCAAAGAAAAGAUGUAUCAGAUGUAACUUCGCAUCUUAUUUCUAUCUCCAGGCUUAGUACUCCUCACAUUAACAAAUAUUGCCGAAAAAAACUAGUGACAGGCAUGCCAUGCUUACAAAAAUGUGGAUAUUUUCUGCAAGAACAAAAUAAGUCACCAGAUAAAAAGAAAAUCAAGUACGCAGAUUCUAUUAAGAGAGAAAACCCAGGUAUCAUUAAAAAUGUAAAACUGUAUGACAAAGAAAAUAUAGGACUAAAAAACAUUUCACCCAAAAUGUUACCUGAGCUAGAACAAUCUUUCACAGUUAACACUGAAGAAGUAAAGGCAUCUUGCACAUUAUUAGAAGCAAACCAGAAGAGUACAGAGUCUCCUAAAGACCUUAAGCAAACACUUGACCCACACAUUCCAAACCAUGAUAUGCCUUCAGAAGAAACAACAGGGGAACCUGUGCAGAAACUUGUUUCAUCUCCUAAGAUGAAAUCAAACGGAGGCAUGAAAGUACAGGAUGAUCUACCAAGUAAGGAGGAGUCCCAUCUACUACUUUCAAAUGGAGAGGAGUUUGCAGCUACUACACUAAAUAUGCAGAGGUGUUUUCCACAGGAAAAUACACAGCAACAAAAAGAUUUUCUGGAAGUUGUUCUAGAAAUGUCAGAUGUCAAUUUACUCAUUUCCCUUGGAACCAAAAGGUAUAUAAGUAGUGAAGACUCAGAAGGCAUAAAAAGUCCAGUGAGUACAAAAAGUGUCAAUCUGAAGCAAAAGAAACCAUUAAGACUUAAUAUUUCAGAAAAUGGUAACCUGAGUGAAAGUGAGGAAUUGGAGUGCAACACUGGCAGCUUUAUAAGAAAUAUGCAUCAAGAUGAAAGGACAUCUGAUGCAUUUGAUAAUGCCACUUACACUACCAUUCCUGAACCAACCAAUGUGGAAAUGCACGGCAGAUUAAAAGCCAAGACAGAUACAUCAACAAUAAUAAUAAAGGGAAGUCAUUCAGCAUCAAAGCAAGAAAAAUUGCCAGAUGCAAAGAGAACAAAGAAGGCAAAAUAUAUUCGAAGCUCUGCUUCUAAAAAGCCACAACAAUAUGAUAGUGAACAAGGGGAAGAAGAGGAACAAGCAGUAGUUCCUCAGGUGACCCCAGACUUCAGGUUCAGCCUACAGCUGAAGCAAAAGCCCAAAUAUGUCAAAUUUGAAAUGGAACAAAUCUGUUCAGGAAAUAGAAAAUCUCAAAAUAAAGAGCAAGAAAUACCAUCACAAACUCUUUCUAAUCAAACUAUUCUGGAGACGAAUCCAUGCCCCAUGAUGGAUUCAUUUCAAGUUGAGAAACUGAAGCAAAACACAGACAGAUCUGCAGGCAAAGAAAGUGCUAUGGAUCAUAUGAAUCUUAUCAUUCCAGAGAAUUUGCCAACUGGUGAAUAUUUAAUUGAAACAAUGGCAUGUUGGGUCCCCUUUGGUGGAAACCCCAGAAAGACAUUGCAUGGUCAUAUUACAGAGGAGAAGGAACACUUAAAAAGAGAUUUACCUGCAGUUGCUAUGAGGUCUUCUCAAAUCAGAAAAGUACUGUCAAGAACAAAAAAUAUACUCAGUGCCAGGCAUGCAAUUAUGAAAGUAAAGAAGUUAGCAAAUUCAUUAAUGCUUUGUACCAAGAGACAUGAUGCUCCAAGCCAUAGGAAAAAAAUGGGAGACGGUUUUAAAGUUAAGAAGAUGCUGCAAGACAAAAUUUUGGCAGACGCACUUCUGGAUGUCUACCCUCACUUGUCUAUUUUGCCUAAUGCUAGAAUGGAUAGCAGAUUAAAUGCACAGAAAAUCACUCAUAUCAGUCUCAUACAAGAGAGAUCCCAUGUUAAUAAGGAAAAUGAAUCUCAAAACACACUAAAAGCUAACUUGCAAGAUGAAGUGAAUGAGGUCAGAGACCAUCUACCAAAAGCAGUCCCUUAUGCACAUACAAUGGAGGAGAGUAAAGCAGAGAAAAAAAUGCAUCAACCAGUCCCAUUUACUGAAACCAUGAAGGAGUCUGUUGAGUCCCUUAGAAUGGCUCCACCUCACACUGAAAAUUUGAAGAGAAGCCUAGCAACACAGACUGACUUCCAGUGCACAGCAGGCUUGGAGAUAUCUCCUCCAAUAUCAGAAAAAUCACUAAGGGGAGACCCUUUUGAUCAAACAAAAGAAAAUAAUGUUCCAAGUAUUAGGAGUGAUACAAGGGAAAUGGAUCACCAUUUUGCAGGAGAAAAAGCAGAAUUACCAAAAGAUUUACAAGAAACUUCCCCAGAAACUUUUAGUUGCUGCAUGCCUGUGCGGUCUGACUCUAAAGGGAAGAAAAACAGAGUAAGAUUUGCAAACGUGACAAAUACAGUGAAAUUCAAAUGCAUGAAAAUGAAGCCACCAGUCUCACAAAUUUCCAGUAUCACAAGCCAUAGAGAGAAAUUGGACUUUAAAAACAAGGUUACAAAGAUAAACCCAAUUAAAGACUUGGUACCCGAAUGUCUAAACGCCCUCUACUCUCCCAUAUAUGAAACAUUGCCAGGAGAGUACUCUCAAGCUCAGAUGAAGCAAGGAGAACUGGCAAGUAAAAAGUAUAUUGAUGUCUUUGCUAAGAGUAGUGUAGUCCAUGAGAGAGAGGUUUUCCAAGAGGAGGAGGAACAAAAAGCUUCCCUAGAAGUAGCUCCACAGGAGAGCCAACACCUGUGGUCUGAUGCAUGUCAAAUAAAGAAAACCCACCUUGAUGAACCAAACCUAUCACUGAUAAGCUGCUUAACACAGGAGCUACCUAUUAUUGGGCAAGGUGUGCAGCACCAAGCAGUUUUCCCACAAACUACUUUGGAGGCUAGUCUCAAAAAGGAUCCCACAGAAGCUGAAUUAUGGAAACCCAACCAAAUGCAAAAUGACAUAGAAGUCCCUAUGGGUCCUAAGAUUCCACCUCUCCAAGUGGGAAACUCAUCAUGUGAUGAAUUUAACACAGUGAUAAACUGUGGCUUGCCAUCUGGUGGAAACCCUAACAGGGAACUAGAUUCAUAUUUUAUGCAAAAAAAUUCAGAGGUGCCAAUGGAUGUGCAAGUGACAGUCCUGCAAUCUUCUGAUUCUGUUAUAUCACCCUGUGUUUCUAAAUUUAAAAGGCAGAAAAAGACAUUAAGAUUAGCAAGGAGGCAAAGACCAGAGAGUCGCAGACUUAGAACUAUGAGGGAAAUAAAGCCAUCAAUCUUAAAUACGCUUAAUGGCAGAUAUAGCAAGGAACUGCAGAGCAAUAUUAAAAUGAAGAUGAAAGGCCCACAGCAAAGAGAAAAUGCAGCAGAUACAUUUUGGGACAUCAUUCUCUCCAAGGUGACCAUUUUGCCCAACAUCAAAAUGAGGAGGAGUUUAACUGUGGGGAGAAUAAAUGUGCGAAGAAUAGCAAGAUUUGGUUAUAUGCAGUUAAUGCAAGAGAAAUCACUAAGUGGAAGAAAAGUAUAUUGCCUAGAUGCUACUUAUAUGAGUAGUUUCUCUAACAGAUUGAAAUGUGGAAAGGAGAGGGAAGGGGAACCUAAAGCUUUACAGCUUCCAGAGAGUAGUCAUGGCUUCAUAUUCAGCACACAUCAGAAGAGAGAUCAUGGCCUUGUUGAAUUUGGUGAGAAAUUGUAUCAACCAGGAAGUACAAAUACACAGGUACAACCACAGACACAUCCUGCAUCAACUAUCUGGCGUUCUAUUUCAUGCCCCAUGCUAGAUCAAUUUCAUUCUGAAAAGCUGGAGACUUGGGUUAGGUUUUCACCUCCAAAAUCUAGGGAUGCAAAGGUUGUUUCUGCAAAAAAAGGUGGAGCCCCAUCUGAUGUAAGCUGUCACAAGGAACAGGCUGAUAGUAAUGAAAAUAAAGGAACAGUGGCCGUUCUUUUCUACACACCAGCUUUAUCUACAUCUGAAAGGAAGAGAAACUUCAAACAAUUUUCAGACAUGAAAACUAAAGUGAAUCUCAAAUAUGGAACUAGGAAGGCAAAGAAAUUACCAGUUUCAAACAUGCUCAAUAUCAAGGGUUGUACUAGUCCAAACUGUAGGAAAAAAUCAGUAGGGAACUUAACUAAAAUGAAAGACAUGUAUCAAAAUAAAGAAGUAGCAGAUAAAAUGUACUCUUCAGCAACUAUUACAUCUGAUAUUAAUAUGUACAACAAAAUAGAAAGAAGAAGACGCACAAGAGAAAAACAACUCAGUUCUACAAAAGUAAAGCAAAGGAAUGUUAAUUCAGAUGACAUCAAAGAAACCAAGCUUCAAGAUCAAGAGAAAGAAAAACGUAAACAGGAAGCAUUAUUAAAAGUAAUUCCACAAUACAGUCAACAUUUUGUAUUCUAUUCAGGCCAGAGGAAGGAUCAUGACCAUUGUAAGUCAAAAAACCAAGGAAGCAGGAAAAUUCUGAUUGUUACAGAACAAGAUGUCCCACAGCAGAUUCAAUCCACAGAUCCAGGGCAAGGACAGAACUUGAAGAAAGACCUCCAGACUCAAAAUGGCAUGAUAUAUACAAGUUUAAAGAUUCCUUUUCUAAACUCAGAGGAAUCAUCAGUUGGUGAAGAUAUAAUUAGCACAGAAAAAUAUGGCAUCCCAAUUGACGGGAAGCAUGUGAGGGAACCACACAGCCAAGGUAAAGAGGAAAAAGCAGGGUUUAAAGAUGAUCUACAGGCAGCAGCUGUACUGGAAUCUUCCAGACUCUCCACAAUUGAUCUACCUGAAUCCAAAAGGCAGAGAAAGACAUUUACAUCUAGAGUCAUAAAAAGAAAAAUGAGUCCCACACGGAUAAUUAUGAAGGCAAAAAAAAUACCAGUUUCGAAGAUAUUUAAUAUUCCACAGAGUGGUUGUCGAAAAAAUUUUUUAUCUCCCAAGACCCUAAUGACACAGAUUGUUGAAUUUUUAUCAUGCUGUAGCAGCAUCAUAUCUUCUGGGUUUCAUAUGGUCAUACUGGAAGAUCCAAUAGUAGAGAAAAAGAAAAUAUCAGCACAGGAAAUGCCAGCAAUGAUUUUGGAGUGUUUGGAUUCCUCCACACUUGCUUUACCUGUAUCUAAAAGAGAGAGAAACAACUUAAUGCUAAUGAAAAGGAGACAUAAGAUGAGACCAAAAUGCAUCACUUUGAAGGCAAAGAAGACACCAUUCUCCCAGACAUUUAAUAUCACAGGACGUCACACACCAUGCCAAAGAAGGCAAUUCAACCCUGAAACAACAACUAAACAAGGUAAACCUGUGGCAGAUAUAUUCCUAAAUGCCAUUGGCUUCCUCAUGCCUGUGCUGCUUGACACAAAAGUAUGUGACAGAGUGGAAGAGACCAAGAGGCUGGGGAAUACACAGAGUAGCAAUGGGUUACAACAGCAAGAGCAGUCAGCACACAACAAGACAAACCCACAUGCACAUCCGGGUGACGAGGACACGAGCCCUAAUGGCACUAAAGAUAUAAUAGAUCAAGGUGGAGAGACAGCCCUGCGGGUGUCCCAACACUUCAGCUUCAGUGCUCAUGGAAUAAAGGCAACUAACUUUCAAUCAGAUCUAGAACUGAAGACUUCAGCAAGCAACAAAAUCCCAGACGUCUUUUCUACACCUCUAGAGCUGCAGCAUCAAAUAGUUGCCGAACAAAGUAGAUUAAAUUCUAUUGCAAAUACAUUUUCAUUUGAGAAGCUACCAAAAAGAACAAAAUCACAAAAAGACUUAAAAGAUAUAUGGAGUGGAAAGAUUUCAUCUCCAAUGGCAGAAAAAUCAGUUAGUGAACUUUUAAUUGAUACAACAAAUGGUCAUAUCCCAUUUGAAAGAGGCACUGGGAAGGAAUUUGCUAGUCUUACUGCAGAGGGAAAGAAACUGGGUAGUCAUAUAGCUAAGAAAGAUGAUGAGGUGCAAAGAGAUUUCCUAACAUUGGGAAUGGUGUCUUCUUUAUCUGAUGCCAGAAGGCAGAGAGAUGUAUUGAAAUUUCCAGAAAGUCAAGCUCUCAUGAGUCCCAAACGUGUAGCUAUGAAGGCAAAGAAGCCUGUUUGUUCACAAAUGAUGAAUGUCAUCAAGCAUGGCAAUCUGUACCAUAGGGGGAAAGAGGAAUGCAAUGUAAAAUCUUUGCUAAAAGACAACCAACAAAAUGAAAGUAGAGCUCACACAUUUUUGUUUCCUUUACCUGUCUCAACUAGUACCAAAGUAGACAGUGAAGUACAUAGGUCUUCAAAAACUGAGAUGGAUGAACCAAGAGUAAAAGUAUACCAUCAAACCCAUCCAGAGGUAGAGAAGUUGCCACAUGAAGACACACAAAAAAACAGUUUGACUGGUUUGCAAAACAGACCUAGUGAUGCAGUGAAAAUGAAUGUGCUACACGCAGAGACACAGGAGGAUAUCUCAGACGUGCCAUCGGGGUCUGGUCCACACUGCAGCCAGCACUUGAGCUUCAGUGUAUAUCAAACGGAAGCCCUUGAUUCUCACAAAUCAGAGUCUGAUCUGAAGAGGUCAGAAGGCAGAAGGACUCAGAAUUUGUCCUAUAUAGCACAGGAAGCACACCUUCAAGAAGAAGAUGUGUUUAAGAGAAGCCACCAGUUUCAAGAAACUAUUUUGGAGCCUAUUUCUGGACACAUGAUAAAUUUUCAAGUUGAAACAAUGCAAAGAAGUCCUCAUAUGCAGGAAGAAGUAAAAAUUAUGGCAGGUCUAAAGACAUCAUCUCCAAAUGCAGAGGAAUUAGAGAUCAUUUCAACAGUGUCUGAUUUGCCCUGGGAUGGAAAUGCUAGACAGAAAUAUGAUUAUCCAGUUUCUGGGGAAAAGGCAUACAAUCACAAAGACUUAUUAAGAACAUCUUUAAAACCUUUAGAUUUCUCCAGCUUUGUAUCUUAUGAAUCUAAAAGUGAGACCUACACAUUAGAUUUUGUAAGCAAAAAAAGUAUACUGAGUCCUAAGCAUAUAACUUUGAAGGCAAAACAACCACCAAUUUCAAAACUGCUUAAUAUCUCAAGGUAUCCCAUGGGAGGCCAUAGAAAGAAAAAGUACAACAUAAAGCACAAGCUGAGAGAGGUGCAGUGGUAUGCUAGUGUCAGAGAAGUAUUACUUGAGGCCUCUGAAGAUGCUAAGAGUCUUCCCCUCAAAUUAAUGAUUGAUAAGCUCUCAUUGGAUACAACUGUGAGGGGCAUCCAGUCCAACAGAACAUUUCAAAAAACUGUGGUAGGUCAUAUUCCAGAGGAAAAGGCAGAGUUAGAAGAAAAUGUAACCAAAACUUUGUUGGGGCCUUCUGAUUUUUUCAUGCCUGGUUUCUUUGACUCUAAAAGCCAGGCAAGCACAGUACAAUUGUCAGAAAAUGAAACUAUAUUGAAUCCCAGGUGUUUGGCUACAGAGGAAGAGAAGCCACCAGUUUCACAGAUACUUAAAAGCAUUAGACACUUUGGCACAAAACAUAGCAAGAAAUUUAAAUCUAGUUUAAGAACCAGCAUGAAAACAAUGUGGCAAGGUAGAAGCAUGACUGGCACAUUUCCAAAUACCCGUUGCUUUGCACCAAAUACCUCUGACAUUAGAAAGCAAUGUAAGUUAGAAAUGGAGGCAGACGUGACAGUACCAAGGUUUAGUCACACACAGCUAACACAGCAGUCGCCAGCCGGAGGCCUGUCACAUUCCAAUUCCAUUGACCAGAGCAGUACCUCCAGCUUUUUAAGGGAAACAGAAUUACAUGAUGGAGAAUGUGGGAAAAAGAAAAGAGAACCUCCAAUAAAAACUGACUUAUUCUACAUAAAAAGCUUAACAAUAAAUGCACAUCCCAUAAAAGUACCCGAUCCUGGCAAAUCAGAAGUCAUUCUUCUAGGAAAAUCAUUUUUCCCCAAAAAACAGGUGUAUGAAGGGGAUCCAGGAAAAAAUGUCAAAGUAGAAAACAUAGAAAAUGUGCAAGCAAGUUUCGGAGUUGGACACUCCAAGAUGGAGAAACCACAUAUUUUUGCAGAUUUAGGUGAACCAAAAGAUGAUGCUAUAUUUAGUCAAUAUGAUCAAAAGAGAAUUGACCAAUCUGUUUUAAAAGAAAAAGCUCCAUACCAUUUGGCUGGAACCAUAGAUUCUGUUGGCAGGCAUUUAACUGUGUCAGAAGGAAUUGAAAGACAGACUGACAAUCUAAACAUAGUUAUCACAAGUCCAAAAGGCAUAAUAUCAAAGGUAAAGCGAUUGGCAGUUUCACAACCACUUAAUCAUGCAGGUCAUGCUGCUCUAAGCAUUACUGAGAAACCGAAGUGGAAUUUUGAAACCCAAAAGAUAAAAGUAGAGAGACAAAAGGCUGUACCAAGUACUGAAGUAAAAUCUGUAUAUGCCUCUAUGCCAAUGCUACACGGUGCUACAUAUGCCAGGGAUACACGUGAAAAAUCUUCGAGGGGAAAUGCUCCUAAUAAAGCAGAAGUUAGGAAGAAAGAGGAGUAUGGACAACAGAUUUUGUCUAGAUCAGCUCCACAGGAUAUCCAGCCAGUUGAGUUUGGAGCAGAUCAAUUGAGAGAGCCUGAUCCUUUCAGCUCACAAGCACCUUCAAUCAAUAGAGUGUGCCCCAAGAUGAUCACUUCUCAGAAAACAGAAAUUUAUUUAAUAGAUCAAGAAGCAGAGAGAAAACCUGUGGAGUUGCUUAGUCCAGAGUUGGUUUCUUUCUCUAAUGUAAAUCCUCUUCAAAUUGGAAACCAGAAGAAAAAAUCCAAGACUGCAAAUGGUGAAACGGUAACAAAUCUCAAGACAUUUGCCCUGCAAGAGAAACAGCAAGAGCCCAAAGAAAAAUUUAGGGAAAAAGAGGAAUAUGAACAACAGAUUUUGUCUAGAGCAGCUCCGCAGGAUAUCCAGCCAGUCGAAUUUGGAGCAGAUCAAUUGAGAGAGCGUGAUCCUUUCAGCUCAGAAGCACGUUCAUUCGAUACAGUGUGCCCCAAGAAGAUCACUCCUCAAAAAAUAGAAAUUUAUUUAAUAGAUCAAGAAGAAGAGAUAAAACCUGUGGAGUUGCUUAGUCCAGAGUCGGUUUCUUUCUCUAAUAUAAAUCCUCUUCAAAUUGAAAUCCAGAAGAAAGAAUUCCAGACUGCAAACAGUGAAACAAUUACAAAUCCUGAAACCUUUGCCCUGCAAGAGAGACAGCAAGAGCCUGUUAUCUCAGGAAAUAUCUCAAGUUCUCCUUAUGCCUUCAUACCCAUGUAUCCUAAAAUUGUAAGACACAAUUGUACGGUGGAAACAGCAUAUGUGAAAAAUGCUAGACAUACCAAACAGGUACAACUGAAGGCAAAGAAAACACGAGUUUCCUGGAUGCUUGGAUGUGGUUCAAGAAACAAUAAGGAGGAGCAGGGAGGAAACAUUCAGCAGGAGAAAGCAUUUCAGUUGAGUAAAGCUGCAACAAACCCAGUUCUGAAAGCUGAUUUUGACUCUCGAUCCCCUGUGUCUUCCAAUAAAAAGCCUAUAGAAAUAAAAAUGAAGAAAGACAAGUUGAAGAAGGGGGUAAACACUUUUUUACAGCUAAUGCCAGAGAAACCACUAAACGACAGGCAGAUAUCAUUGUCAGAAUGUGUUGACAUGGCCGGCAUAAUUGAAAAACCAGAAGAGAAUAUUAGAAAAGAACAAACCCACCAAUGCACUUUAGUAGACAUGCCCCAGCAAUACCUACAACAAUUACCGAUUAGGUCAGAACAAAUGAAAAGGCAUCCUCAUGUCAAAUUAGAAUAUUUGGAAAGAAAGGUGUGUCUUGAGCCCAUUUCACAGAAAGAUGAAACUGAUUACAUUGGACUUGACCAUGACAAAUUAAAAGUGGAUUUGGAAAAAGAAAUACACCCUGUUAUAUUUUCACAGAAGAGAGAAAUUAGUGGUGGUAGGCUCAGAAAACCAAGAACAGAUACAGAACUUGAUUUCUUCACUGCACAAGGAGAGAAACAAAGAAUUGCAGAUGUUGCUGAACAUUCAGUUUCAGUUCCACCCAGGAAAGAAAGAGCAAAGAAAACAGAUAUUUCAUUAAGUUCAGAAGGACAGAAUAUAUUUACUUAUAAAAAGCCAGAAUCACGGAAACAAGAAAGUACUUUCCUGGUAGACAUGGAAUCUGUUUCCUAUCCCAUUAGAGAACCUCUUCAUUUAGAAAACACAGGACAGGUAGCUAAGGAAGAUAUGCAUGUUAACAGAAAAAAUAUUUCACAUCUAUUGGGAAGAAAAGAAUUAAAGGAAACAGAUAUCUUAAUAGAUUCCAAAGGACAGAAAUUUCUUUAUUCAAAGCUAAAGGAUCCAUUCAAAAUUUGUACAGAGCAGAGAAGACAUGUGAAACCAAGUCAUACACCUGAAAGUAUGGAUUCUGCAUCUUGCCCCAGUAAGGACCCUCUUCGUUUAAAACAGGCAGUAAAUACAAGGAAAGAAAAUGGUAGGCUCUCUCGAAGUUUCAGUGUAAAUCAACAGGGAAAAGAACAAACAGAAUUAACUGAUAAUCUAUUAAAAUUAAAUAGACAGAAAGUGGACUUUUCAAAAAAAUUGAGGGCAAGGCAACUGACUACUUAUAACCAGCACAAAGACAAGAUUUUAGAAUCUAUUUUCUCUCACACAUUACAUCAUCUUCAUAUUGAAAAUGCAAAGAAACAAACCUCAGCAAAAGCAAUACUAAAGCCAGAAGUCUUGAAAAAAGCAUCAGAUGAAGUGAGUGUUCUGGAAGAUCAACCUCCAUGUACAGAAGGAAUUAAUCUGCCUAUUACAGGAACAGAAGAACAUCUACAAGAGAGUAUAUGCACGGUUUUUCCAACAUCUGUUACUCAUCCUCUGAUGGGUACAUAUCAGUUUAAUUUGCAGGUAAAGAGAACAUUAAAUGCAAGAGAUAAUCCAUGCUAUCACACUUUGACUACAGAAAGAAAACAGCAAAAGAAAAAAAGUUUGUAUAAGUCUCUUCCACAGUCCACAUCUGAAAAUGAUAGUCCAAUGCUAGAUGCUGUAAAUAUCAUGCAUUGUGACUCUUCAGCUUCACAGAUGAGGAAAACAUUAAAGCAAAUGGAUGUUACAAAUGAAUAUACUCAAAAAAGGAAAGAAGCACCAAAACAGCAGGACCUAUCAAUUUCCUAUGAGAACUUGAAGGAGCGAAUGUUUUACCCUCAAAAGUAUCCCUGUCUCUGGCCACAUUCAAUUCCUCUAACAAGAGAGGUAUUAGCAGAAGUGGGUAGUGCAUUAAGCAGGGUAGAAGGACAAAAUCUGUUUUCUACAGAUCAACCAAGCACUGCAUAUAAGUGUGGACUAGAACAGAGUAUGUCUCCAGUUACUCCAAGGGACAUGAGAAAACAAGACAAAAUGCCUGUAGAACAAAGCACAGAAGCUAAGAAACACAUGACUGGUUUAUUUUCAGAAAAAAAGCAAUCAUCAUAUGGGGCACCAGUAACAGAGACAAUAUCAAAUGGAAGUUCAUCCAAACUAAGAGUUGGAAUGAAGGUAAAAUCACAUAGGGGAAUUCCAGGAAAGGUGCAUCUACCUAGAAUACUAUUACAUUCUCUGUCUAUAUGUAUGUCUGUUUUGCGUGAAAGUCAAAGACAGAAGGAUAGCCUAAAACAAGGUGUUAUGAAAGACAUAAUAUGCCCCAAAAGAAAAGCUCUAGAGUUGAAGAAUCUCUCCAGUGUCACUCACUCUGAUACCCCAAGCAACAGAGUAGAAGGGCAGUGGAAUGUAAAAGAGAAAACAGUAAGUACAAGACCCAGAAAGGGUGAUCCAGAUUUGGAUGUGAAAAAAACAUAUCAGCCCAUGCUUUCUUUACCUCACUUCAAAUUGGAUAAAGAAAAAAUCGAUGGGACUACUUCAAAUGUAAAAAGAAGGAAACAACAUAUAUCACAGGAAGAGAAGGAUAGAGUGAAAGCUCUGGAAAUGGAAGAAAAAAUGAACCCAUACUUCACAAUGAAGUCAGAGAAAUCACUGUCACAUAUGCUCAACAGAAAGGACUUGUCACUGUUGAAAAUUAUAAAACCAGAAAGCAGGGUACAAGAAGAUAAAGGUAAAUUGGAUGUGGAUCUAAGACUCUCCUAUGCUUCUUUACCAACUCUGUCACAUUCUAAUUUGAAUCCUAGGAUAAAAGUAAGAAAAGAUAAAUCAAGAAUACCAAAGGGCUGCCUUCCACCACUAAAGCCCCAGGCAUCGUUAAAUAUCAGAAGAAUAUCAUAUUUAGAGUCAAUGACUCAAUAUCGCUUCAAUAACAUAAUGGAAUCAAAAUGUUUGCUACAGAAGAAAAGGAGAGGUAGAGGAAAUAUAGUAGAUCUGAAAGAUAUAAUUGGCCUCAUAUAUAUCAUUCUGAAGGGAAAGAAUUCACCUUUUAAACACUUAGUGAAUAGGAAGGAAUUACAGUGGUCCAACAAAAAAACAAAGAAAAUUAUGCAGGAGGAUAAACAAAAUCAAGACAUAAUUCAGAAUGAACUCUGGGAUUCCAUUCCUCCACCUCACCCAGAAUGGGAUCCUACAAUAAAAGAUCUAUACAUGCAAGGAAUCGUAAGGUUCUGUCUUCCAUUAUUGACACUCCAGGAAUUGUCAGAUGGAACGGAACUAUAUAAGGAGCCAAUUGAUGAUGUCUUAAGCAGUAUAAAAGGAGCAAAAUACAUGCAAAAUAUAUAUCCUACCCCCAACAGUGUAAAAAAUGCUGUAGUAGUUACAAUGCAGAAAGAAGAGGAAAGUGUAAAAAUGGAAAAAGUAAUGCUUUUGAAAGAAAGAAAAUCAUUGGCAAUUUCACAGGAAAUUCAGUUAGACAUCAAAGAGCAAGAUAAAAAUCUGCCAAAAGUUAAAGAUGAAUCAAAUGAGAUUUUGACCAGUACUGAUACAUACAUACCACCACCUCAUUUAAAAUUGGAUAUGAGGAGAAGAAAAACAAACCAUGGAACUGAGGUGAGAAGAUACUUUCUUCCAGAACUAUCCUACCAGAAAUCAUCAGAUGCAGUGAGAAAACCAAGCAAAGAGUCCAUUGAGGGUGAUAUCACAAGUGGUACACAAAAAUUAAAAGAAUUUAUGCCACAGACAGAAAAGGAUGAUGUAAAGAAAUUAGCUGAGAAAGGCACAAUGUAUCCAAAAGCCAAAGGUUUGGAAGGAAAUGGAGCACUUUCACAAGACCUACCACCAAAUUCUAAAGAGCAAGGGAAAACAGAUCCAGAAGGCAAAAGACAAGGGAAAGUCCACAAAGGUCGUCAAGAACAGGGGAAAGCAGUUGCAGCAGGUAAAGCCCAGGACAAAUGGGAUCAAGAAGGCAAAGGUCAAGGGGAAGUGAAUCAAAACAAUAGAAAGCAAGGAAAAAUAGACCAAGAAAGUGGAAGUGAGCAGGAAAUGGUUCCCCAUGUACAUAUGCCUUCCGAACCUCCUCUGAUUUAUCAUAAGGCAGGAAAAGAAGAUACGCACAAAAUAACAAGAUCUGCUAUUUCACCAUUACAGGACCAAAAAUUAUCUGACAGCAGGCAGAUGAUGCAUACAAAAUCAACUGGGGAGGAGAAAUCACAUGAUGUAAAACCCAUACAAAAAUACAAGGCCCAGAAAGAGAUGGAGAGAAAAAACACAGUAAAUAUGAAACAUAGAGUACACCCUGAGGAUGUGACUUUCAAGGCAGAUCAAUUAUCACUUCCACAUGAACCCAGUAUCACUGGCCAUGGUGACCCAAAAACUGGAAGACAGACAAACGUAAAUGAAAAAUUGGGACGUGUACAGGAAAGAAAACAUGAACUAGAUGAGGUACUUCCUUUACCUCACUGUAAAUCAAACAAAGGGAUAGAAGUCACAGAACAAAAACAAAAAGUAUCAAGGUCCUUUCUUCCCCCUUCAUACCACAUGGAAUCUACAGUUGUAGGGAAAUUGAAUUAUAAAGUGUCACCUUUGAAAGACAUCUCCAGUGAUUCAAGAAGAACAAAAUGCAUGACACAUGGAGAAGAGGAUAAAGAAAAUGUUUUAAAGAAAAGCAUAAUGUAUCCCAAGGACACAUCUGGGAAGGCAAAGGAAUCACUCCUUGAUGAUAUAUUGAAAAUAAAGAAACUGCAGGUGAACAUCACACAGCAAAACAAACAGAGACGGGAAGGAAAUGAGGAUACAGAUGUUCUUCUCAACCAAACUUACUCUUUUAUCACUUCUUUACCUCUCUUUGAAUUAGACACAAUAAAAGAAGAAGAUGAACCAGGAAAAAUAAAAAGUUAUGUACCACAUCCUGUGCUGCAUGUAUCAUUUCCUUCAGGACAAAUAAGACUUACAGAGUCCAUUUCUAGCUGUGCAAAGAAAGAAAGCCAUGCAAAGCCAAGAAAACAGUGUUUAUCACAGGAGGAAGGCAGAAUACAACCCUCAGCCACAAGGGGCUUGAUAGGCCCCAGUGGCACAGCUCUCCAGGCAAAGACCUCAGCAUCUUCUCAUGUGGUCAAUAUCUGUGAGCACAGUGCUCUGCGCAACACUCAGGAAGCGCAGGGGGGCAUUAUAGGAAAAGUAGGACUGAAACAAGAAAAAACAAGAGAUCCUAAUGUGGUUCAGGCAGAAAUAUGUCCUUCCAUACCAUCUCCAUCUCACCACAGAGUUGCUCCUUCACAAGCAAAGCUUCCUCAAUUAUUAGAUAUAGGGAGAAUUGGACAUGCUGGUUUACGUGAAGGUGUUAGCUCACGUAAUGUAACAUUAGGAGCAAAGGGGCGUGUGCCAUGCAGAGAGGUAAGGGACAAAGUGAAAAUAAAAGGCACAGAAAGUAGUAUAAUAAGUGUGAGAACAGAGGCAUCCCCGCAUCCACAUCUAUACGAUAGAAGGAAACUACCUUUGAAUAUUAAAAAAGAAAGGAAAGGAGAGCAAGAAGGCAAAAGGGAACCAGGAGUGGUUCUGAGGAAAAGCUCUUUACCUUUUCCAUCUUACCUGGAGCAGGACACUAGAAUGAAAAAACAGGAAAGAACCCUUGGAAGAACACAGUUCUCUUUUCCACCAUUAACGACUCAAGAUGCAUCAGAUUCAGAUAAAAAAUCAUGUACCGAGUCAUUAGAUAGUUACAUGUUGAGCAGCAUUAAAGAAUCAGUACAGUCCAUAGCACAGCAAGAAGAAAAAGAUAGAUUCAAAAUAGACAUAAAAGACAUCAAGCUCCCCAAAUAUGUGAUGGUACAGAAAUCAUCACUUUCAUAUUCACUCAAUAAUAAAGCACUGCCAUGGAAAACCAAGGAACAAAAGGAAAAAAUGCAGGAAUAUAAAACUAAACUACUGGUGGGUCUGGCAAACAGAAUUAUAAAAUCAUUUCUCUCACUUAGGCAGUUCAAGGAAUCAAGUACAGGGAGACUAGCAUAUCCAGAAACAAUUGAUGGAAAACUUUCAAAUGAGGUAGAAGAAUUAAAAGAACAUAUGCUACAGAAAGAAAACGAAGGAGAAAAAGUUGUGGGUAUGAAUGUCAUAGUGGAUCCCAAGGACACUUGUUUGAAGACAAAGAAAUCAUGUAUUUUACAUACACAAUUAGGUAACCUUCAAGGGAAAUCUAGAAAGCAAGAGGAAAAGGUUCUAGACGUUAAAAGUGAGGCAGAUAUAGUGCCCAAUGAGACUUCUGCUGAAUCUCCACUUCUGCCUGAUGUGAAUACUGGGAUCAAGGAAGAAAGCACACCAGCGUGGGCAAGAUCCUUUUUUUCCAUAGUAAACUUCCAGGAAUCAUUGAAUUCUGAAGGAGGCAUAUGUAUAAAGCCAAUUACUGGUGAUAUUUUAAUUUGUCUACCAAAAGGAAAACAUCAUGUCCAACAGAAUGAGGAAGAGGAUGGAGUACAAAUAAUAAAGUUCAUGUUCCCCAAAUGUCAAGAAAGGAAGGUGCAGGAACGUCCAGAGGAACCUUCAGCUUCAUUGCCAACUCUGCCUCAGCGCAAGUUGGAUACCAAAGUAGAAAUAGAUGAUGAACUGCUAAGACUUCCAAGGUCUGCUUUGCCAAAAAUAUCAAGUGCAGGGAAAACAGUACCUACAGGGUCAGUUGGUAAUGAUACCAUGAAAGAUGUUAAAGGUGAAAAACAACAUAUGCUUCAGAAAGAAAUGAUAGAUAGAGGGAAAACAGUAGGUAAGGGAAGCAUAGAUACAUCUUUGAAGUCAAAGAAAUCACCUUCUUCCCAUAAACUCCAUAGAUCAGAACUGCAUAUGAUUGUCAGAGGACACAAAGGAAAAGAACAUGAAGGUCCAGGUGAACCACAAGGUAUAGUCCCGAGAAAAAUUUAUGCUUUCAAACCUUCUCCACCCAACCCUAAACUGGAUAAAGAUACACAAGUAAAUGAAGAAGAACUUGGAAAUAAAACAUUUCUGUUGCCACUAAUGUGUUCAGCACUAUCAGAUGCAGAGAAAAUAGCACAUACAAAGGCAUUAGGUGGUGAUGUAAGGCAAAGAGACCCACAGAUGUCAUGGAAAGAAAAAAGGUAUGAACUGAAAACAGUAGAUAUGAGGAUCGGGGUGCAUUGCAAAGAGGCAAGGAUUUCACCCAUUUCACAUAUCCUUAAUAUGAAGGAGUUUGUACUGAAUAUGAAGGUGCUGGAGAAAAAAGUGCAUGAAGGAAAAGAUGAAUCACGUGUGGUUUUGACAAGGACUUUUCUUUCCAUACCAUCAGCACCUCUCCUUUCUCCGGAUUCAGGGAAAAAAGUAGAGGAAGUCUCAGCAAGAACGUCAGGACCCUCUCAUUCACAACAGAAUCUCCAGGAUUUAUUAGAUGCCCAGAAAAGAGCGUUCAGAGAAUCAGUUGAAGAUGAUAGUAAAAACACCAUGAAGCAAAGGAAACAGGGUGUGCCCCAGAAAAAGGCGGAGCAACAGGGGGCCUCAGACUUCAUGAUUGGAGCCCAGCAAAGGAAUGACGCACCACAGGUUAAAUCAGAAAGAGAUUUAAUUUCAAAAGAUGAGAACGUUAAUUUCACAAGAUUUGGUACAACACAAAAUGAGAGAAGAGUGGAAUUGCACUUUACAGGACAAAAGGCUCAACCAGAAAGAUGCAGAGAACCUGAUGGUAUGUUUUAUUCCUACCACACAAUGGAUGCAAUUAAAAUUGGAAAUCUGAAGAAGAAAACUGAAAUAACAUGUAACAUAAAUCAGAAAGUAAGUCCUAGGGUUUCAGCUUCCCUGCCAAGGGAAACAUCCAAGGAAAUAUAUAUCAAAUUUGGCACCCACAUAGGUUCAAAAGGAAUUUCUUUUCCAGAGAGAGAUGCCCACCAACAGGAAAUUUCAUCAGAAGUGUCUCUAGAAUAUGUGGAUUCAUGUGAAUUUGAUAUGCCAGAGAAAGAUGUACAAAGUAAUAAUAAAAUAAGCAAAAUGUUUUCUCCCAAAGUGUUAGCACCACAGACAAAGCAAUCACUUGAAAAAAUAAAUCGCACCAAGUUAGGUACAUCUCAAAAUAAAGAACAAGGCGUUAUCAUGGAAAAGCAAGCAGUGCCGUUGUCUGAGAGUACACAGGAGACCAGGCCAAAUUCUGUGUUUUCUCUUCAGUCUCCACUUCAGGAUGGAAAGCACAAGACACCGUUGGAAAUAGAUGUAGACAAAAAAACUACAGCAGACUCCAGCCUACAAAUAUUACCAGGAAUACACGUGGAUAUUACAGAGUGUGAUGACAUGACAGGAAAAGAAAGUCAGGCAUUACUGGUUUCAGAACAAGAGGAAUGUAUUAUAGAGUCCUUUAACCCACUCUGUACUUUUCAAUUUCAAUCUGAACUUCUGGUGGAAGAAGGUGAAGUUAACACAGUACAUUUGGAACAGAAGUUAGAGAUGGCCAGUGACAUUACUGUGAAUCAGGAAGAAGGGAAAUUGAAAGUACACACACAGAGAGCUAUACAGCUGAAAGAGAACAAAAUGGAAAUGCACAAGAAUAAUUCUGUCAGUCUGGAGAAGGAGGACACAGGAUCAGCCUCAAACCGUCCUGCAAGCCUUCAUGAUUUAUCUCCAAGAACAGAGGAGUCUCAGAGCCAGACUCCGGUAAUCACACCUAAGGAAAACAUCUGCCCCAUCAAGCAAAAGCACAAAGAGGAACUAGGGUUGUCUAAGGUAAAAGAAAACAUUCAAGUACAAAAACCACUUCAAAGAAACACUCUGGGUUCACUUUAUGCCUAUAUUCCUCUUUCCUUCAAAGGCCAGAAAGGCAAGUUGACAAUUGCAGAUCUGGAAAGAAAACUAAACCACAGACACUUAACUAUGAAAGUCCCAAAUCACCCAGUUUUACAGAUUCUUGGUUCCAUAAGACGUAGUUCUCCAAGCAAUAGGAUGAAAUUGCAAUAUGAGUUUAACAAACCAAAUAGAGAAGUUUCUUGUGAUAAAGAUGCCCCAGGAAUAUUUAUCAGACGUCUUCGUAUUUCCAUGAAGAGUCCGCCACAAAGUGAAGAAACUGUAAAAUCUAAGACAAACCGACAACGGGAAAAGAGAGUUUGUCUUUCUAAAUUCUGGGGGCAAUCACCAAAUGCUGGUGAAAUUGUCAAGAGAGACACCUCAACAGUUGUAAAAAGGGAACGAAAUUUUAAAGACACAGUUCCCCAGAAGUCUCAACCCUUUGCAGUGCACAAACAACAAAUGCAGAAGCAUUCUCAUGGUAAGUCAGAAGCAAGCCUCAAGAGUAAAACAAGUAGGAAAAGAGAAGUCAGUAAAAAAACAGGUCAGAAAACUCCACAAACUGAGAAAAGGAUUAUUCCAAGUCAUGAUGCCCCAAGGAGCAUAAAAAAACCUGAUUCACAUAUGAUUGAGCAAGAAGAAAAGAUACCAGAAUGCAUUCUGACACCCACAGAGCAUCCAUCCAUGUUUAAAGGUCCAAAGGUUCCUAAGCACAGAGAUCAGGGUGAACCAGCAUGGGACACCACCUCCCAAGAGGUCCAGCAGCAAGUAGCUGUUCCAGGAACUGUGCCCACAUCACUGCAAGUUACAAGUGACGAGACCAAAACACCUUCAAGUGCUACAAGUGCAGAAAGUUUAUUUUUCAUUUAUGAAGCAAUUAAAGCUGCCCUUGACUUCCAGGUAAAAAGUAUGAUCCAAGACAAAGUUUCUUCUGAGAAACUGGACAAAUUGCAAGCUGGGAAGUCUGAUGACUCAAUGUCACCCCCUUUUCCAGAGAGUCCAGAUACAACAUCAACAAUAGUGAGUUCCAAACCGCAGCACAAACCCCUUUUAAGACAUUUUAAUCCUGAAGGUAAAAAUAAACUCACCAAUCAUUUGGGGUCAAAAGCACUUGAAAUAAAACUGAGUCUGAUGCCAGAGGUGGCAAAAAAAUCCUUACAAAUGUUUGACUUUUGUCCCAGAGAGGCUAUUCCUGAAAAUAACAGUUGGAGGCUCUAUCCACGGCAUAAACAAAUGAGUCUUAUGUGUCCAGAAGGGGUGGAUAGUGUAGAACUUAACUUAAAACAUGAUUACCAAGAAGAUUCACCUCCUCUCAGCUGUAUGAAGACACUGCUGGUUAAUGUUUCAAGCAGCAGCAAUGAGCUCAUUUCAAAGUUAAACAGUAUUAAUAACCUAGAAAGUGAGAUGUCUUCAGUGAUUUUGACUAGUGAGAUGCCACUGCCUCAUAUUCUCCAGAAGUACUCAGUCAAAGGUAAAGACAAACUUGUCAUGCACUUUUCUAUGAAAAUAUUGGAAAUACAAAUGAAAGCCCUUCCCAGAGUUGUAAGAGAAUCUUGUGCAGUGGCCACUGCCCAGGAUAGAACAAAACCUUUAUCUAACUGUAUUCAUUCUGUCAAAGUCCCAAAGCGUAAAAACAGAAUUUUCUUACUUUUUGAAGAAAAAUCUCUUCAUCAAAUUGAUCUUGAUUUACAAUACAAAUACCUCCGCUUUCUGCAGGGGCUUUCUGAUGAGAGUAUGUUCCCCAAGCCAAAUGCACUUCCUAAACACAUUCUUAAACUAAACCCGAUUUCAAUAUGUAAAAAAGCAGGUGAUGGUAGAGAAAGCCAUUCUCUUUCCUUUGACACAGAACUGUUAGAACAGCAUAUUUCUUUUAAAAAGCAAAACCCCCACAAAAACUCAUUACACUUCAGAAAGUUCUUGGAGCCAUCCCAUACGUGUACCUCUGACGCCGGUCUACCCAGUAGGGAGCAGAAAGAUUCUAGGGCUAUUUCUGAGCUCAAAUCUGACAUGACUCCAGAAAAAGAUAAACAAUACAGUAUGUGGUUUCAAGAAACAAAUACAUAUAAGCCUUUUAAUUUAAGGAUGCAGGAGAACGAUACUGGUUUAGUUAACUCGCAUUCCACUCAGACUUCUGAAGAUUAUACUGAUAUUCAGAUAAAUACUGAGAGUUCAGCUAACCUGGACAAGUGCUUCUCCCAAGAGACACGUGAGAGUCAGGAAUGUAUGUUUUUAGAAACCAACCCUUACUUAAGUCGGGAGUCACAAAACGUUCUCUUGGAAUUACAGAAAGGCAUUCCUUUGAAAAAUUUUUCUAAGAUGAAAGAAGUCACAACUUACUUGCAGCAAUUUUGCAGGGAAGAUUUGGGCUCCCAUCAUAUUAGAGCCUGUAGGAAACAUACAUUUCUCAUGAAACCACCUUCCUGUGAAAAGCACAGAAGCAGGAAAUAUAGAUCAAAUAUAUUCCAAAUGCAGCCUCUUGAUUGUUCUCCCAGCUCACUUAAUACUGUGGACAUUCAGUCUCUGUCUCCUUCCAUCUCACUCAGAGAGGAGCAGCUUUCGUGGACGUCAGGGAGCAGGACAGGGUACUCUGUAGCUUCCUUAACUGAGUCAGAUAUGAAAUUACAUCUUGAAAAUGACCAAGACAAGUCUCACAUGUACCUGGAAAGCAAAGAAAGAAAGAAAGCCAAAUUUGAUUUAUUCAGAAAGAACAACAUUCAUCAGGACCAUAACUACAUUCAUACACCAGGUAAAGAGAUACACACAAGAAAGAGGAAAGUGUAUAAUUAUGACUCACAAGGAUCAACUUAUUCCCAAAGCGAACAUAGAUCAUCGUCAAAAACUCAUCACAUGGGUAUUAACUUCCAUUCUGACAAAAAACAAGACCAGCCCUUCUUUUAUGCCUGUGUACCAGCAGAUUCACUGGAGAUUAUACCCAAAACCAUUCGCUGGACUAUUCCUCAAAAAACCUUAAGGAAGGGAAACUUCAGAAUUCCACUGGUGGUAAAGACUUCAAGUCCUUGGAGUAUAUGGAGCUCAUCCAAAAAGUUGUUGGAGUCACUGUCAGGGUCCUUUAGUACAGUUCAUCAGAGUUGAUAUGUCAUCAUAUCUAGACUCCUCUGGAUUGGAACUCUGGUCACUUGGUGGUAUUC